GACAAGACAGGACAGGACAGGAGUCGUCCAGAGUUGAUAUCGAUAACUGUAACCUUGACCAUGGCCUAUAUCAUUCUACCAAGACUUCAACACCCUGCCGUGCACUCUAUAACCAAGACCUUGACAGUGAACAAGUUGUCACGGAAACUCCUCCUACCUUCUACUUGCUGUAACCCUGUUGGAGUUUCCAAAUGUCUGUCAAACGUACACGAUGUAAAGACGAGCAACAAAUACUCCAGAAAUACACACAACUCUGUUCAUGGACUGUCAGAACGCCGUCAGGUUGAACUUUCAUCUCUCACAAGAACUCAAGGACAAUUUUCCAAUAGGGCACCAACAGCAUUCCAUUCAAAAAUUUUGUUACGUAGUCCACUGCAGAACCCAUGGCUAUCUGGGGUGGACUCAUCAGGACUCCUUGUUCCUCCAUAUGUGGAUGAGAGCAGACGACACUUUACACUGAACCCCAGGAAAAUUGUGGAACAAAGUCCUAAACAUGUGCGGCCAUAUCUACAGCUCAUUCGAUUUGACAAGCCCAUAGGUUCCUGGCUGUUGUUCUGGCCGUGUGCGUGGAGUAUUGGCAUGGCGGCCACACCAGGACAGUUUCCUGACUUUGGUCUGCUGUUCCUGUUUGGUUUGGGAUCUGUGAUCAUGAGGGGAGCUGGCUGUACCAUCAAUGAUCUAUGGGACAGGGAUAUAGACAAGAAGGUUGCUAGGACGCGGUCCCGCCCACUGGCUAGUGGCAAGAUCAGCAAACGUAAUGCAGUGCUGUUCCUGGGAGCACAGCUGAGUGCUGCGCUGUGCAUCCUGCUGUCACUCAACUCCUACAGUGUGCUUCUAGGCUUCUCCUCCAUGCUGUUGGUCUCGACCUACCCACUGUUCAAAAGAGUCACCUACUGGCCACAGGUGGUACUGGGUCUGACUAUCAACUGGGGAGCUCUGCUGGGAUGGGCCGCUGUCAAAGGAAGCUGUGAUUGGUCAGUUGUUCUUCCGCUGUAUCUCGGAGCUGCCGCAUGGACUAUGGUGUACGAUACCAUAUAUGCACAUCAGGACAAGGCUGAUGACAUGCUGAUCGGUGUGAAGUCCACAGCCCUAAGGUUUGGGGAGGACACUCGGGCAUGGCUGUCAGGGUUCAGCGCAGCGAUGGUGUUGGGCCUGCUGCUCAGUGGGCUCAUGUGUGAGCAGACAUGGCCGUACUACGCAGCUGUGGGCCUGACAGGUGCACACCUGUACAACCAGGUUGCAACUGCGAAGUUUGACAAACCAGAGGACUGUUGGAAGAAGUUCAGCUCUAACAAGAGAUUGGGUGCCAUCAUUUUUGCUGGCAUCGUGGCAGGCACCAUCCUCAAGGGGACCAACAGUGACAAGGAAGAAAGCACAGAUGCUGCAAACAAGAACCUAUAACAACUUCAGACUCUGACACUGGA
Messenger RNA from Branchiostoma floridae (Florida lancelet), 1424 nucleotides. RefSeq names its product 4-hydroxybenzoate polyprenyltransferase, mitochondrial-like. NCBI's taxonomy places the organism in Eukaryota, Metazoa, Chordata, Leptocardii, Amphioxiformes, Branchiostomatidae. The transcript is spliced from 8 exons. Gene Ontology annotation, biological process: ubiquinone biosynthetic process. The record is from RefSeq and is a predicted model, not a curated record. Gene Ontology annotation, cellular component: mitochondrial inner membrane. Bases 61 to 1401 code for a protein of 446 amino acids.